AUGCGGAAAGUUGUGUUUUUGUCUUUCAUAGCAAUAUGUUCGGCCAAGCUGGGCUACAAUUACGAGCCAAACUCAACAGGCUUCGGAUACGGCUCUGCUGCUGACCAUGCGGACUUCCACAAGCAUUUUUAUGCCUUCGAAGCACCCCAAGAUGCCGUCGAUGAGGCUGAGUUGGUGGAGCAGAAGAUUUUGGCGCACUCCAAGAAAAAUCUACAGGUUGUUUUCAUAAAGGCGCCCGAGAACAAGGCCGUCGUAGGCGCCCUCAAAGCCCUGGCCAAGCAAACCAGCGAAGACAAAACUGACAUCUAUGUGCUGAACAAGCAAACGGAUCCCCAUGAAUUGGCAAGCAAAUUGAGCGCCGCACAGGCACAGGCGCAUAAACACAGGCCUCAAGUUCAUUUUGUCAAAUAUAGGACGGAAGAGGAGGCUUUGCAAGCGCAACAAGUCAUUCAGGCGCAGUACGGAAGAGCAACGGGUCCGUCGUCACCAUCCUCACAGCAGUCAUCUUCGGGCUACUCGCAGUCCACGGAGAUUCCCUCGCCAGGCUACUAUCCGGAAAGUCAACCACUGACGCAACAAGGCGCCUAUCCUCAGGAGCUCUACGGUGCGCCCCCAGCACCAGGAUCAAGUUAUCUGCCGCCCUACACGCCCAGCUAUGGCGCUGCUCCACAGCCUUACUUUGGUGGUGCAGAUCAAGGCAAUCUUGAUUUGCCGCCACUGCCCCUGCCAGAACAGCAACUGGCACCCAGUCCUUACGACUUGGAUGCACGCACUGCGAAGUCAAGUCGUAUUGAUUUCCGAGUCAACGAACGACACCGCUCAAAUGGUCGAAUGGUGUUUCCCACUGAGAAACCAGCGAAAACCUACCUGCCAGCCCUCUCUAAUAGCUAUUUGCCCCCUCAGAAGCGCAGAAGGCGCGCCCACUUCUAA
Drosophila navojoa is the source of this 930-nucleotide messenger RNA. RefSeq names its product TweedleR (gene TwdlR). Lineage: Eukaryota; Metazoa; Arthropoda; Insecta; Diptera; Drosophilidae. The record is from RefSeq and is a predicted model, not a curated record. Gene Ontology annotation, cellular component: chitin-based extracellular matrix. Gene Ontology annotation, biological process: chitin-based cuticle development. Gene Ontology annotation, molecular function: structural constituent of chitin-based larval cuticle.